Molecule: messenger RNA, 756 nt
Organism: Necator americanus (New World hookworm)
Lineage: Eukaryota; Metazoa; Nematoda; Chromadorea; Rhabditida; Ancylostomatidae
Exons: 3
Coding region: 1-756 (251 amino acids)
Source: RefSeq, a predicted model, not a curated record
AUGUAUCAGAGCAGUUUCUGCUACACUGCAUCCUACGAUAGUACAUAUGUCCCUCAGUUAUGUCCUGCUCCUGAAAUAGAUCCACGAGAAGCGUCAACCCCUGCAAUGUUAUUCGGUAUACCCAUGCCGAGCCCAGUUCAAUUUUACAGCUCAUUUCCACCGAAUUACUAUCAAAUGCCAGCUCCGAUGCCGAUUUCAAUGUCGGAUCCUACUCAGCUACCGAUUCAGCCCAAUAGCAUUCAGGAUCUGAACUUCAGUGCUACUAGCUAUUAUUCUUCGGAACUAGGCAAUGUUUCUGGAUUCUCCCAAUCGUCCAGAAAUGACUCUUGGCUAGAGUAUUCUCAGUCAAGCAUUCAUUCCGGGGAAGAUGUCACUUCCGAAUUUAACGACUCUUCCGGUUCUGUUGAAGUGUCUAAGCGUUUCGCUGGCACAUUUGCUCCAUCGUACAGAGGUGCUUCUCCUGUACUCCUCUAUCGAAUCCCUUCUACUGAUCUCUGCUAUGUUUACAAUCGUAUCCGUACCGUUGAUGGAUUGAAGGGACAUUAUGUUUGUAGAGAAUGUUACCUGAAGAAGAAGUACGUCCCAGCAAAGGUUGCUAACCAGCGCUACUUCACCACGGAUCCUUUGACGGCUGGACAUAUUUGCCGUCCCAAAAAUUAUGCAAAAGAAAUGACUUCUCGUCAGUCAGCCAAGAAGCGUACACGCGGUCAGCACAACGAUUCUGGACUGUCUAACAGCUUCCCGGACAUAUCUUAG